AAGUGAACCUUUUUUUCCUUGGUUUUUAGUGUAGAUAUAGAAAUAAAUCCAACUGGGAGACAGAGAUAAAGAAAUUUUUGAGAGCUUAAUCUGCUAAACAUGGAAGAAUUGAAGUUGCUAGGAGGUUGGCCUAGCAUAUUUGUUUACAGAGUUAUCUGGGCGCUGAACCUCAAGGGAGUGGAUUAUGAAUAUGUAGAAGAGGACAUGCACAACAAAAGUGAGUUGCUUCUUAGGAGCAACCCUGUUCAUAAAAAGAUUCCGGUGUUGAUUCACAGGGGAAAUCCAGUAUCAGAAUCCAUUGUUAUUCUUCAGUACAUUGAAGAAACAUGGAGACAACAUCCGUUGAUGCCGGAUAAACCUUCCGAAAGAGCAACAGCUCGGUUCUGGAUGAAGUUCCAAGAAGACAAGAUUAGAGUGUUCUAUGCAUUCUUUCAAGCCAUUGGAGAAGAACAAGAGAAGGCAACAGAAGAGGCCAAGGAAUUAUUGAAGACAAUAGAAGAGCAUGGCCUGGGUGAUAAGAAAUUUUUUGGGGGUGAAGAGAUUGGACUGACUGACUUGGUAUUUGGAUGGAUAGCUGGGUGGCUUCACCCCAUGGAAGAAGCUGUUGGUGUUCAACUGCUAGAAGCUGAGAAAUUCCCACGCUUAUGCACUUGGAUUCGGAAUUUUAAGCAAGUUCCCAUCAUCAAAAACAACCUGCCUGAACAUGAUAGAUUGCUGAUCUAUUUCAAACAGCUGAGGAAGAUGUUCAUUGAAGCUACAAUAUCACAUAAAAAGUGAGAAUUUAGGCUUUCUACAGACAUCUCUCUUCUGUUCUCUUCAGGUUUUCUUUUUGACUUCUGUAAUUCCAGAUUUCUACAUUUAUGAUGUUAUGUAAGUCGUGAUCAAGUCUAGCUACAUAUCUCUUUCUGCUUAUAAACAGUCCACAGUAGUACAUAAUAGGGCUCACAACAAAUCAACCGUAUUCACAAGUUGUUCGAAUUCAGCUCAA
Molecule: messenger RNA, 988 nt
Organism: Carica papaya (papaya)
Lineage: Eukaryota; Viridiplantae; Streptophyta; Magnoliopsida; Brassicales; Caricaceae
Product: glutathione transferase GST 23-like
Biological process (GO): glutathione metabolic process
Cellular component (GO): cytoplasm
Molecular function (GO): glutathione transferase activity
Source: RefSeq, a predicted model, not a curated record